This is a messenger RNA of Bipolaris victoriae FI3, 2184 nucleotides long. RefSeq lists its product as hypothetical. Gene Ontology annotation, molecular function: ATP binding; protein kinase activity. The transcript has 5 exons. The record is from RefSeq and is a predicted model, not a curated record. Lineage: Eukaryota; Fungi; Ascomycota; Dothideomycetes; Pleosporales; Pleosporaceae. Bases 1 to 2184 code for a protein of 727 amino acids. Gene Ontology annotation, biological process: protein phosphorylation.
AUGCCCGAGGAAGACAAGUACGACGUGCUCGAGAAGAUUGGCCAUGGCUCCUUUGGAGUCAUUCGCAAGGUCAAGCGCAAGUCGGAUGGAUAUAUUCUCUGCCGAAAAGAGAUCAGCUACCUCAAAAUGUCCCAGAAGGAGCGUGAACAGCUGCAGGCCGAGCUGUCCAUCCUCAAGGAACUCCGACACCCAAACAUUGUCGCCUACUUUGAGCGCGACCACAUCAAGGCAUCCCAGGACCUUCACCUGUAUAUGGAGUACUGCGGAAAUGGCGACCUAGGCCGCGUUAUCCGUGAACUGAAGAACAAGAACCAAAUGUGCGAGGAGGAGUUCAUCUGGAGCAUCUUUAGCCAGAUUGUGAGCGCAUUGUAUCGCUGCCACUAUGGUGAAGACCCGCCUGCCGCUGGCCGCAACGUCAUGGGUCUCGUUGGCAAUGCGAAGCCUGUUCGCGACCCCCGCAAGCCCAUGAUCCUUCAUCGUGAUCUUAAGCCUGAAAACAUCUUUCUUGGCGACGACAACUCCGUCAAGCUCGGCGACUUUGGUCUCUCCAAGAUUCUCCAAUCCCACGACUUCGCGUCCACAUACGUUGGUACUCCGUUCUACAUGUCCCCCGAAAUCUGCAAGGCCGAGCAGUAUGGACCCCACUCGGAUAUUUGGGCCCUCGGUUGCAUCAUAUACGAGAUGUGCACAAAGUCUCCUCCUUUCAAUGCCAAAACCCACUUCGAGCUCAUUUCCAAGAUCAAGUUGGGACGCUACCCCGACAUUCCUGCCUGCUAUUCGGCCGAACUUCGAAAGGUUAUUGCCAGCUGCCUGAACACCACACCCGAUCACCGCCCAGACACUGCCGCACUUUUGAACUUGCCAAUCGUCAAGCUGAUGCGCAAAGAGCAGGAGGUGGUUAAACUUGGACAGGAUCUGCGCGAGCAGAGGAUGCUCACUGCAAAGCGCGAGAAAGAGGCGAGCGAGGCCAUCUCUCGGAUUCGCAAAGAGCUCGACGACCAGUUGCGCCGAGAAUGGGAGGUCAAAGCCCAGCUAGAGAUUGAGCGACAAGUGAAGCUCCAGACCGAGCAGCGCGUGCAAAAGGAACUUGCCCACCUUCAAGCCACAUUUGAAGGUGAGGUAAACAGACGUGUAGAACGUGCUCUGAAGAUGUAUCCAAACCCAACAGGGCCAUCAGCCGCCUUGUUCCCAACCGAUGUUGAGGCCCCAACCGCCAACAGCUCAACAAACACGUUGAACACAGACUCUGAUUUCGCGAGUGGAACAGACUUGUCAUCGCUUUCCCUCGAUGACACCGCCGAGGAUGCUGUUAUUGCAGCAAGACCAAAGGCGAAGCGCCCGUCUCGCGGUCCGCUUAUGCGCGCCCGUACCAUGUUCAACCAGCCCUCGUCCACACAAGUUCCCGACUCCCCGAUGGACGUCCAGAUGGCCGAGCCUUCACCCGCUCCAACAUCCCUCAAGGGACUCUCUCUUUCUCCCCGCCGUAACGCGCAGCCCAAGCAAAACAUCUUCGCUGCCGCAAAGGAGGGUGCAAAGAGGUGGGAAGCAGACGUCCCUCCAUCACCAACGGAGGCCGAGUGGAAUGGCGACUUCGAUGACGACGAUGAUCUUCCAGUACUACCAUCGCCAACACGAGCCCGCAGUGCCUCUAGUAGCCGCCCCCGGAAUGACGAUCCAUUCAAAGUACUUGCGAAUGCCCAGGCGCCACUACUCAAGGCCAACACGCGCCUCGGUAAUGCGCCAAAUCUUCUUGGUCCCAGGACUACCAAACCACGACCAGUCUCUGCAGUACCCAUUGUUGCAGCAUCUCCCUCUCGGCAAAAGGCCAAGUCGACUGACAACGCAUCGACGUCGCCACGAAAGGCGGGCGCCGCCACCAAGGCAAUCCCAUUUGCUGGUCUCCCGUCAAAGAAGGGCAACGAGGCGUUCCGUGCCCAAGCCCUGCGCAACAACGGCGCUGUUCAAGGUCGUACCCUUGUUGAGCUCCAGCAAGCACGCGGCAUUCCUCUCCAGACCAUGAGCGAGGACGAGGGUGGCGCAAAGAAGGGCUUCGGCUACGGUGGCCGGAGAAGCCCUGUUAAGCAACGAGGCGGCGGCAUUAGCCCACCAGCUGUCUGGGAUCCUAACACAGAGCCCGAGAUGCCAUCUCCCUUUAUUGUUCGCAGCAAGCGCAUGGUCCUAUAG